Messenger RNA from Phyllostomus discolor (pale spear-nosed bat), 1377 nucleotides. It is a transcript of the gene DKK1, whose product is annotated as dickkopf WNT signaling pathway inhibitor 1. The transcript has 4 exons. Gene Ontology annotation, biological process: multicellular organism development; negative regulation of canonical Wnt signaling pathway. The record is from RefSeq and is a predicted model, not a curated record. Bases 4 to 1005 code for a protein of 333 amino acids. Gene Ontology annotation, molecular function: co-receptor binding; receptor antagonist activity. NCBI's taxonomy places the organism in Eukaryota, Metazoa, Chordata, Mammalia, Chiroptera, Phyllostomidae. Gene Ontology annotation, cellular component: extracellular region.
GGAAUGCUCAGAGCCCGCGGUAUAAAGGCAGCGGUGGUGGCAGUGGCACAGAGCUCCGUGCGCCCCACAGUCUGGACUGUGGGACAGCUGGAGACUCCUGGAAGCCUGAUCUGCAGCCGCACCAGUACGGCUUGCUGGGGACCAGGCUUGCAAAGUAAUAUUCCUCCUUUCUUUUUGUCUCUCUCUUUCUUGAGUUCUGAGAUGAAGGCCCUGGGCGCAGCGGGUGCUGCCCGGGUCUUGGUCGCCCUGGUAGCUGCAGCUCUUUGCAGCCACCCUCUGCUGGGAGUGAGUGCCACCUUGAACUCCGUUCUCAAUUCCAACGCCAUCAAGAACCUGCCCCCACCGCUGGGCGGCGCUGCAGGGCACCCAGGCUCACCAGUCAGCGUGGCUCCUGGAAUUCUGUAUGAUGGAGGCAACAAGUACCAGACCAUUGACAACUACCAGCCCUAUCCAUGCGCGGAGGAUGAGGAGUGCAGCACUGAUGAGUACUGCGCGAGUCCCACCCGCAGCGGGGGCACCGGUGCGCAGAUCUGCCUGGCCUGCAGGAAGCGCCGAAAACGCUGCAUGCGUCACGCUAUGUGCUGCCCAGGCAAUUACUGCAAAAACGGAAUAUGUAUGCCUUCUGAGCACAGUCAUUUCCAUCGAGGGGAAAUCGAGGAAACCGUUAUUGAAAGCUUCGGUAAUGAUCACAGCACCCUGGACGGGUACUCCAGAAGAACUACACUGUCUUCGAAAAUUUAUCAUACCAAAGGACAAGAAGGUUCUGUCUGUCUCCGAUCGUCAGAUUGUGCUACAGGCUUGUGCUGUGCUAGACACUUCUGGUCUAAAAUCUGUAAACCUGUCCUCAAAGAAGGUCAAGUGUGCACCAAGCACAGGAGAAAAGGCUCUCACGGGCUGGAGAUAUUCCAGCGCUGUUACUGCGGAGAAGGUCUAUCUUGCCGGAUACAGAAAGAUCACCAUCAAGCCAGUAAUUCCUCUAGGCUUCACACCUGUCAGAGACACUAAGCCAGCUGUCCAAACACAGUGGACUCCUUUAUAUAAUAUAUGCUAUGAGAACCUUUUGUGACUUUUGCCAGCUCACUCCUUAAGGAUGUACAAAGUUUGUGGUUACAAUUAAGCAUUCCAAUAAUACCUUCUGAAAAUCGGAGUGUAAGAGCUUUGUUUCUUUAUGGAACUCUCCUGUCAUCGAUUGCAGUAAAUUACUGUGUUGUAAAUUCUCAGUGUGGCACUUACCUGUAAAUGCAAUGAGACUUAUUUUUUUCUAAAGGUGCUGCACUGUCUAUUGUUCCUCUUGUUAUGUAAAUUUUUGUACACGCUGAUUGUUAUCUUGACUCUGAUAAAUAUUCUAUAUUAGACUGUAAUAAAUAAUUUUCGCUU